Molecule: messenger RNA, 6732 nt
Organism: Megachile rotundata (alfalfa leafcutting bee)
Lineage: Eukaryota; Metazoa; Arthropoda; Insecta; Hymenoptera; Megachilidae
Source: RefSeq, a predicted model, not a curated record
UUUUGUCAACCUUCUGCAUUAUUAAUUAUCAGAAUGCGUUUAUACUUUGUGAGACGAGCAUUCGCGUCGCAGUAAUUAGCAUUGUCCUUAGGGUGGGUCCCCUUGUUCUCUAAAAUUCUUUUGACGGCUUUCGAAAAUUCGAGGAUUUUCAUAUUAAGAAAUUUGAAAAUUUGGGAAUCGGGUUCUUAGGAAAGAAACUUGGGGAUUUAAGGAUGUAGAGAUUUGCAGAAAUUUGGAAAUUUCUGAUUGGCUGUAAGAAAGAGAACGUCGUGCCAGACCCUUCCUGAUCCCUACGUUACGUCAACGAAUAUUCGUUCCUCCAUCUCUGAAGUGCAACUUUCAUCAGAAAUAUUCAAAGUUAAUUUGAAUCUAAUUUUCCGAAAGGAAAGGAAAGCUCGAAUGCCUAAUUGAACAAUGCAAUAUUCAAACACGUGUUUAAUUUUGCAGUAAAUAGCUUUUUCACUUAGACAAGAUUAAUGAUAUUUUUCUCAUUCGUUGUAUAAAUUCCAUUAGCCUUUAUUGCCUUCGGAGAGAGAUAAUAAUCUCGUGCAAACUCGUUUUCAUCUUGGAUAACCAUGGAACUCGAAACGUAGAAAAAUGGCGAACGUUGAGCGGUAUCGAUACCGCGAGAUCGAUAAAAAUCGCGUGCAUCCGGGUUUAAGAAUAUUUUAAAACAAUCGGGUGUGCGUAUGACCGGAUAGGAAAUAAAGAAGGAACGCAUUCACGAAGUGAAUCAGUGUCAGAUACGCUACAACUGACGUGAUGUUAUUAGUACAUACCGAUGAGACAAUGGCGCGUGUUAAAUUAUUCAUGAGGUCAUUGUUGCAUCGUAACGCGGAUUCAAACGUCGAGCAGUUUCAGCUAUGAUGAAACCAUUGCGUUUAACCCUUUGAAACUCGAUCGAAAUUUACCGGUAAUUUCCAUAUUGCCAAUUUUACUCGCGGAUCCUUUUACGCGUUGCUCGGAAAGUUUAUUCGCGUUAAAAUUGCGGCCGCUUCGUGCCCCGUCGUAAAAGUAUCUCGUGAGAAGAAUUUCGUAAUGGAGUUAUUUCUAGAAGAACCAUAAGGAAAUUACAUAUCGUACAUGCUCCAACUACCUUUCUCUCAUCAUUCCCCCUACUCUCGUUUCUUCUUUUUAUCUUCGCAAGAUGGUUGUCCACAGACAAACGGAUCUCUCUCGUUUAACCGUGAAGAAAAACGGGAACAACCUUCGAUAUUCAAUAGAAUCAUCAUUUCUAAUUGUGCCAGCUACACAUCUUGCUAGGAUGAUUAACUCCUUUGUCACCUGCCUGGCACCGAAGCUGUAAAUAAAUAUUUAUUAGUACCGGAGUUUAUCUAUAUCCGGCGAUGUCGACUCAAUUUACUAGUUAAAAGACUCGACUUAUCUCUGGAAGAUAAGUCCGAACAUUCUUGUCAAAGUAUCAUCCUUGUCUGAUUUCACACGCGUUAAUUCGACGUGACCAAUCGAAGGAAACCGGUUCAGUUUCAGUCGGACUGUUGUUUUCUUUUUUAUAGCAGAAACGAGAAAAUCGACGACAGGAAUAAAUUGACUAUCAUGAAUCAGCCGAUCCUCGUAAUUUUAUCAUCGUCGAAGUGGCGUUACGCGAUUCGAGUGGACGGUACAAGGAGACUGGUUAGCAGAGGUAGUGGGAGACGGUUACGUGUCCUAGUUUCACAGGCCAUGGUGGACCACCGCGAUGCAUCUUUGUCCGAUGCCUCGAAGCUAGUGGCCGGUGUAUGUCGAAAGAGUUGCGUCAGUCGGGAAGAAAAAUCUGCGAACCGAACCGGUUGUAACAACGAGUCAAUCCGUUCGGGAGAAAAAAUGUCAAGAUAUCGCCGUCCGGAUCGAAUCGCAUUACGUUCAGCGACAGACGUACCCCGGAUACCUAUCUUGACCCUGGCACGCGGAGAAAGGAGCAGAGAUACGAGAGAGCUGAGGUACAAAGAGAUCGCGGCUGGCGAAGACUGGAGGGACUAGAAAGAUAUGAGAAAAAGAUAAGAGAUAUAGCGGCAAAAGGAAGAAAAAAAAGGUAAAAAAGAGGAAUGAAAGGUAGAGAGCUGACAGCAAAGGAGAAACGGGAGAACAAAGAGACGCGAACGAGACAGAGAAGCAGAAACUGGCAAAAUGUAAGAGCUAGGAAAAUACAAGAACGUGUGCGCGACUAUGGAGAAGCGGGAUGAUGAUGAGGUCGACUGAAUGCCGUUAGACCGUAUCACGAUGCAGCCACGUAGCCUCGUGUGAAACAUCAUCGCCCGCUAGGAAAAAGAUGAAGCAAGCGAAAGGCGUAAAAUUGACACAACGCGAAACGGUGUGGCUGGAAGAAAAGAGUACGUUGCAACGCGGCUUCCAAGGAACCUGGACAUCGAGCGGUACUCGAGAGGAAUCCCGAAGCAUCGUAGAUACAAAAUCGUGCGACGCUCGGCACAAUAACUUCCGGUGAGAGGGGGAGUUAAAUACGAUACAUGGCUUGACACAAUUUCAAACGCGUACGCGUCCCGAUCGUUCGCCGCAGAUUCUGCAGUUUAUUACAAAUCGAAGACACGAGAUCUGUGUCCAGUUUCUUUCCUCUCUUAGGUAUCGUUCCGAUUAUCGUGCCAGCUCCGCACUUAUUCUCGCUCGCCUGCACCGCAACCGGGGAGUACAGGAUUAACAAGGACACGUGUUCUUCUUUGUUUUUACGAUUUUCCUCGAACGAAUCAAGGAGCGAACGUGGUUCAAUUAACGCGAUUACUAUCGCCUAGGAGUACAGCACGGUAGCCGGUAACGGACGCAUUAAAAUUUUAAUUCGACCAGACAAGCCGGAUAGCUCUUUUCUUUUUCGAGAUUCUAACUAACCUCGCGGAAAAAUCGACCAACGACUCGGCUCGCCUAAGUGGUCGUUGAAAAAGAAACGGAAAAGAGAGGAGAGAAUCAAGAAGGGUGGACCUUUCGAGGACGAGACGAAAGCAACGAGGAGAAUAUUCAUGAAAAACACUGGGAACCCGUAACUUUCAAAGGAUUUCACCCUUUAUCAUUUAAAGCAGGGAGAAGGCAACACGCGAGGAGGAAACCCAGCCUCGUGUUUUCGCUCUUACAUGCAAAUAAAGCGUUUUGAAACGGUGUCCGGUAGUCGAGGCGAAAAACUUUCGAACACCUAUGCCGGCGUGUUUAAUUGAUAACCGAAAGCGCGGAGAAAAAAGAUACCGUAGGACGAUUUUCUCGUCGAAAGUAACCGGCAGUUCACGGGAAAACAAUCUUCCGCUCGAACAGAGAUAGUCGGGCGCAAAAAUUCAAUUGCGGUACUGAAUCACGACUGCUUGAUAAAGAAUCGUCGAAAAAGGAGAAAGAAAUCUCAUUGAACGCCACCAGGAAAACGGUUUUGUACCCUCGUUUCCUCGAAUCGUUGAAAAAAUAACUGGGUCAGAUCCGCUGGAGGAGAGGCAACGAUUCGAAUUUAUAAUCGAUAGACUGUCGAAUCCGCGAUUCCUCGGAACCAAAGAAAAGCAAUCUUGAUCGAGUCGAGGAGAGCUACAUCGUUCGAUUACUCGUUACGCCGUCGAUAAAAAGGUGAAAGGAAACCACGACAAACAAUAGAUCGUUUCGUUCGGUUCGAUCGAUUCGGCUAAUAGGAAGAGCUUAAGUUUCACGGAAAACGACAAACGAUUGCGACACUCCUUAGAUAAUAUCGAUAAACUUACUUACUUCGAGAACGUCUUAGUAACCUAAUUCGCAACAGAUAUCCAUAAAAACACUUUCAAACAUUAAACAGUUCUACGGGUGGAUUUCGAGCCACACUCCAUCAACGAAUCAGUAAAUAACGCACGAAGCUUGGCAAUAUUCAGGAACUUAUAAAGCACUCGAUCGGGUAAUACUAAAGCUAUAAAGGUGUCGACAGCAAGAUUUAGCAAGGAGUACGAAACUAAACUGCAAGGAUGUCCACACGAAUUUAGAGGAAGGAAGAAAUCCAGAGAAUCGAAUAUAGUUGCGUAUAAACAAGUCCAAGAGUGAGAUUCAGGAUCCAUAACGUACACAAUUACAGUUAGAUUAAACAGAAAUGGUCAGGUGCAGCUAGAGCUAGAUUUAGCCAGGAUCCACAAGGAACGUCAUUAGAUUAAACAGUAGCAGUGACCAGAUAAGCUUGAAUCACCUAUAAAGAUUUCAUGCAAAAUAUUACCAAAUACAAUUAUCUAUAAACUGCACGAAGGUGAAGCUACAGCAAGGUUUAUCAAGGAAUCUAUAAUCAGUGAAUGUAAUUACAUGUAACGAGUAUCCAGAAGUUAUAGCAAGAUUAUCAAGAAAUAAAGAAUAUCUCUGAAUACAAUUAUAUAACCAGUGUCCAAGUUAACAAAUCCAUAGAACACCGCUGACAACUAUAAACCAACGAGGUGAAGUUAAAACGAGAUUUACAGAGAAACAGAAUUAAAUUACAAAUAAACAGAAGUAUAAAUUUGAAGUCAGAUUCCGUGAAGUAUCUACGAAGUACCGCAGUCAGAAUUGUCCAAAUAACAAGGUUGCAAAGUGUAACUAAAGUUCGAGGAAGAAUAAGAAUUCGAGUAGAAACAGUCCGAGUAAAGUUGCAUCGAGGGUCGAUCCAUAAGAGGAUCGAAAAGGCGUAGCAAUCGGUAAACAUAAAUUUUCCACGCUGAUCGUGCAACCGGAGUACGAGUUCGCGGAGAGCAAGGGAUCUCCCUUUUUCUUCAAAACGGUGGGAAGGAAGUCACGAAACACGGCGAACCACUACGGGGUGCACUACACGGGCUCGUACGCGUACAGCAACGGGGCACCGAGCGUGUACAGUGGCUACCCGGCGAACGGUGGCUUCGUGCAGCAGCCUCAUCUCCAUGAAGACUAUCGGCCGAUUUACUUUUACGUAGCGCAACCGUAUACCAUCCCGUAUACGUUCGCGAAGAGGCCGAGACCGUCCUCUUUGUCGAGGCCCGGCAAACAGCCUCGCAACACCAACUGUCGCGUCAAGUUCUCGAAGAGGCUCGCCAACCACGAUUUCUCAGAGAAGGUCAAGCGGGGCGAGUUCUCGAGGAGCUUGAACCAGGUGCACUUCGUCGAGAACCAGGGACAAGUGAUCUCGAACUACCCGAAGGCUGGCUUGCCGCGUGACCCGAGGAUGACGUCGAUGUUUCGAAGGGGUACCAUUUUUGCCACGUACUUUUUGUCGCUGCUCGGCGGAGGGUUGAUCUGUGCUGCCCUAGUAACCCAACACUGGGUCGAGGCACGACCUCUCAGAACACCGAAUCCCCAGGAAAGCGCCGGUCGCGUUCAUUUUGGUCUUCUUCAAGGCAAGAAGGAACUGAACGUCGCCUAUGGAUGGAGGACCUAUCACAUCUCUGUGCCUCAGAUGAUCAAACAAGAUCCUACGGUGAUGUCUUGGGGACUUUGGAUUAGCACCUUAACGACAACCUCGGCGGCGCUUGUCACCGCGGGCUUAGCCGCUCUCCUCGCCGUUUUGAACACAGCCACCUCGCCGAGGUCGAAAAUCCUCUCGGAUCCUGGCGUGUACUUCAUAAACAUCCUGACGCUGCUAAUGUGCCUGGCGAGUACGAGCACCUGGUUGGCACAGUAUUACACGAAGCUGUACUUCAACGUGCUGCCAAAGGAGGACAUCGACAAUAUGUGGACCAGCGAAGGCUCGGCCGAGUUGGGUUAUUCGUUUUGGCUCGUGGUGUGCGCUGGCGUGGUGCAUUUAAUCAGCAUAGCAUUGGUCGGCUGGGGCUUGGGGCGGGACAAGAUCGAACGUCUGGAGACAAUUCCAGCAUUGGAGGAAAAGACAGCAGCGGCAAUAAUGCUGUAUUGAAUCCCAUCGCUGUUGAGACGAAUGUUCAAAGGAAAGAACAGAUCCAUUACAGAAAUGAAACAGCGCUCGGAGAUGGCGCAACAAUGGGAGAAGUCCAUCGAACGCGGAGAGCGAAAUAUUCCCGUCGUUCAACUGUGUAUUCUGUGAAGUUCCUACAUGUUGGCAUUUCUUUUUCCCAAGUGAACAGGACCGACGUUAAAUACUCUUCGAGUUUCGCAGGUUUUUAUGCAUGAGUUGAGUUUGCUGCAUUCGAUUGCGCUUGAUACGCGAGUUCAGUGGAAAUGUGCGAUAACCGAGCGGCUUUUGUGUAAAAUUAUCAUAUUUUCAACGAUGAAUCCAAUUAUUUUGUAAGACGUAUUCCCUCUUAUCGAAAUAGUAUUUAUAUCACGUCGAAUCUUUGUUUAUGGUGUUACUUUUAUUACUAUUUCCUAUGCGCCUAUUUAGUCAUUUGUCUUCAUUAAUCUCUAAAUUAACGUUUACUUAAGAACUUUUUAACGCUUCGUAUGGUUGUGUAAUUAAAGAUUAGAACCGUAAGAAUGUUGUCUUCGUUAAAAAGACUCGUAGCGAUCGAGGGGAUAAAUCGAUUUUGUGGCUUUUUUUGUACGAGUUAGGAUGUAAAUAGAAACGGAGUUUGAUACUCUGUAGUGAUUUAUUUAUUAUGUAGUAUUUUAAUUACGAACUAUAUCAUAAAUGUAAUAAUAAAACAAUUAAAAAGACAAUUACGGAUAAGAUGCGUAGAUCUUCAUUUAUAUCAUAAUAAUGAGGUCGGUUUUCGCGUUCGUCUCAAAACUAAUACACAAGCUAAGAUCGUUGCCUUGAAUGUGUACGUGUUGUGUGUGUGUGUUUAUGAAUGUGGAAGAAUAUUGAUCUUUCAUCGUGGCUCUUCUUUACUCGUUCCAGGAAAAGGUGUAUUGCACGGCACACAGUCCGUUCGUAAAAAAAAA